Messenger RNA from Truncatella angustata, 1346 nucleotides. RefSeq lists its product as uncharacterized. The transcript has 2 exons. The coding region runs from base 113 to 1180 and encodes 355 amino acids. Lineage: Eukaryota; Fungi; Ascomycota; Sordariomycetes; Amphisphaeriales; Sporocadaceae. The record is from RefSeq and is a predicted model, not a curated record.
CUUUCUGUUUGGUCUUAUCAAGCUUCAAAAUGUGAGACAAACACAUCCGUCUGCAUCUGUAACUAAAUAUAGAACUUUCGGAGUGGUCAUUCGCACCCGAGGAUAUGCGACUAUGGACUCACCAGAGGUAGGAAGCACGAAUGAUGCUCCACGACCCCAGCUUAAUCUACCUGCGAGUUGCGAUCCGCCCCGCGACAAUGCGCCACGGAAGCAAUUGGUAUGGAUUAUUUUUGGCGGGACCGGCCACAUGGGCCGGUCCCUUGUAAAAAGCGCUCUUGCAAAGGGGGACCUCGUAUGCGCCGUGGGCCGAACCUUUGAGACCGCCCCCGAGGCGAUGGCCGAACAUCAUACCGGGCCAAACUCUCUGGGACUACUUUGUGACGUGCGCGCCCGCGAUUCGGUGGCCCGGGCCGUCGAGCGCUGCUUGAACCACUUUGGCCGCAUUGACAUCGUCGCCAACUGCUCGGGGUACGGCGUGAUCGGGGCCUGCGAGGACCAGGAUGAGCACGAGAUCCGCAACCAGUUCGAGACGAACUUCAUGGGCACCCUACACAUCAUCCAGGCCUCGCUGCCAUAUUUCCGCUCCCAGAGCGCCGGCCGGUAUCUCAUAUUCAGCUCGACGAGCGGCGCGCUGGGCGUCCCUGGCCUGGGACCGUACUGCGCGACCAAGUACGCCGUUGAGGGCCUCAUCGAGGCCAUGCUGUACGAAAUCGACUCGUUCAACGUCAAGGCCACGCUGGUGGAGCCCGGGCUGGUGAGGAGGGACGAGCCGGACUCCAAGGACAAUCCGCUGCCGACCUGGGGCCACUUUCUGAUCAAACCCGCGAGCGAGGCCUACGCGCAUGCGACGAGCCCGGCGCUGCAUGCGAAGAGGAUGGUGCAGUGGCUCGGCGACCGGCAGCCAACAAGUGCGGUCAAGUGCGCGGAGCUCGUGUGGCAGCUAGGCCAUUGUUCGUAUCCACCGUUGAGGUUAGUACUCGGGAGCUAUGCUAUCGAGAGCAUUAGGGAUCGGUUGCGAAGCGUGACUGAGGAGCUGGAGGACUGGAAACAUCUCAAUUUCCCUCCGGCGCAGGACGAUCUGCGGGAUGACACAAGUAUUACGGUCGCCACGGAUAGGCUUGAUAGGGACAGGGACGACGACGAUGAAGGAGACGAGGACGGAGAUCACGAUAUGACCUGAUAGCAGGCUACAGUUAUGUCUUCCGGGUUGACUUAAUUUCCUGUAAGUACAACAUAGCACAUUGAUUCGUGAUGGCAUAAAUUAUGAAUUUGAUUAGAAGCUUCACUAUCGGAAUAACAAAACCGGGUUUUUUUUUAAAAAAAAAAAAAAAAAAAAUUUCAGUCCC